Rhagoletis zephyria (snowberry fruit fly) is the source of this 1769-nucleotide messenger RNA. RefSeq names its product fasciclin-2-like. The record is from RefSeq and is a predicted model, not a curated record. Lineage: Eukaryota; Metazoa; Arthropoda; Insecta; Diptera; Tephritidae.
AGCGCGCAGUUGGAACAACGGCAAAACGCUCAAAAAUCCACUUGGAGUAGACUUGUACACAAAUAAAACAGCGGCGAGAAGUGCAGAGUAGCGAAACAUUUUCGAAGAUUACUUGUAUCGGAAUAUAGAUACGCACCGAGUUGACGCUUGAAUGCAAGUGGCCGCAACUUCAGUUGUAUUUGGCAUUCGACUGCUGUGAGUUCGUUUCUGUGGUGAAGUGUUUGCUGGAAGUGUAGAACAAAAAAAAAAUACAAAACAAAUUUUACUGUGACGAAGACAGCUAUGAAUGGCGCGUAGCGAACAAAAAAUUUAAUUUCGAAAAUUAUACAAAGUUUUGUGCAAAAAACAGUGUAUUUUGAAAAGCGAUAAAAAAUAAACGAAAUACUUAAAUAUUAGAAAAAAGAAAAACAUAAUAUAACAUCAAAAGUGUGUCGACCACCACCCAGCAACUUUUGACAAUUUCCGUGCGCUGUCAAACAGUUUUUUUUUGUAUUGAAGGCAUGUGUAUUAGUGAGCGGCAUACAAAUACAAGCAGCAGCGAGGCCAGUUUGACAAGUGUGUCAGCCAGAAUUUUCCAACAACAUUUUAGGUGCACGUGCAAAUAAACGCAUUUUUAUCGUAAACACGAGCAGCCUUAAUUUAAUUUCGUUUUGCAAUCAAGAACCCGUUUAAUACGGCGGCAAGCAGCUUUAGAACGCAACAAAAAAGUUAAAAAAAGCUGCUACCAAAACGACAAAAAAAUUAAAACGAUUUAGAAAACAGCAACUAAACCCGUGUAACUGUGUCGGGUCAUUGGACGCCAAACAAAAACAAUAAUUACAAAUAAAAAAGUAAUAUAAAUAAAUGCCGUUAGCAAAGUGAGCUGAGUGAGUGACUGACAGCAAAGUGUGCGUGCUAAACUAAAAUUGCUGCGCUAUCGCUCGAGUGCUGCUAAAGCAAAAAAAAACUAAAAAAAAAAAUACAUUUUUUAUAAUCUAUUUGUGCAAAUAAGUGCAGUGAAUUAGAACAUACACGCGAAAAAAAAAAAUUAAAUUAAUUCAAGCAGAAAAUAUUUGCGAUUUCAUAACUAAAAAAAAAUUGCAAAUUCAAGUUUCGCCAAAAACACAAAUUACAUGGUUUUAACAAAUUUUGCCGGUUUUUUGUGUUGUGCUAUUUUUGUUGCACAAGUGUAAUUAAAAAAGGGAAGCCGGUCAGUGCAACUAAAAAUAAAUCAGCACGCAUACACUCGCACUCACCGCGCAGAGUCAACAAACACAUUUUGAAAUACACACACACGUCGAGUGCAAGCAAAGUGAAGUUGAAGGGACGACGCAGCAACAAUUCGCAAUUAUGGGGCAAUACAAGCAACUACAACAACAACCGCACAGUCAGCGGUGGCGCGUAUGCGGUUUGUACGCGUUCGCAAUUUUGUGCCUCUGCAGUGCAUUAAUAGAUCUCACACAUGCUGAAGUCAAACCAAAAUUGGAAAUUUUUCCCAUGCAAGAAGUACAAAGGAAACCAGUUGGCAAAUCAUUGAUUCUAACCUGUAAACCGAUUGUGGCUGAUCCGAAUUUGGUAUCGGAUUUGCAAUGGAAGGAUAAUAUGAAUAAUACAAUAUUGCCCAAACCGAACAAAUACUAUUAUCCACUGUAUGAUUCCAAAGGACGUAGAUUACCCGCUGUGUAAGUGUAAAAAACACUCACUAUCUUUCGCUCAACGCUAAUGUUUGUGUGCCUAAACUGAAUGAGUCAUCAUUAGUUAAUGCGUUUUUUUUAAUAAACACCGAAGCA